Leptosomus discolor (cuckoo roller) is the source of this 804-nucleotide messenger RNA. The record is from RefSeq and is a predicted model, not a curated record. NCBI's taxonomy places the organism in Eukaryota, Metazoa, Chordata, Aves, Leptosomiformes, Leptosomidae.
GUGCCCUCCGCCAUGAGGCUGUUCUGGGGGCUCCUCCUGCUCCUGGUGGCCCUGGCGCUAGGAGAGGCAGCUGCCGCCCGCUGCCCCACACUCUGUGUCUGCGACAACCUCCACGCCCACGUCCUCUGCCUCAACGGGAACCUGACGGCCGUCCCCGACACCAUGCCGCAGCUUACCAAAAAACUGGACCUUCGGGGCAACAGCUUCACAGUCAUCCCAGUGGGAGCCUUCCUUGCAACCCCAUACCUCACACACUUGGACCUGCAGCGCUGCAAGGUGGAGAGGGUUGAGGAAGGGGCUUUCCGGGGGCUGGGGAGGCUGGUCUACCUCAACCUGGCCUCCAAUGGCAUAACCCUCCUCUACCAGGAGUCCCUGGAUGGGCUUUCCUCUCUCCAGCAGCUCAUCCUGGAGGGGAACCGGAUUGAGGAGAUCCAGCCGGGUGCUUUUGGCCACCUGGGGUCCCUCACUGUCCUCGACCUGAGGGCAAACACCUUGGUCUACCUCCCGGACAUGGUCUUCCAGGGACUGCAGGCCCUCAGGUGGCUCCGGCUGUCCCACAAUGCCCUCCAUGUGCUGGGCAGCGAGGCCUUUGCUGCCCUGCCCGCCCUGCGCAGGCUGAGUCUGGACCACAACGAGUUGCAGGCGCUUCCCGGCGAGGCCCUGGCCAGGCUGGACGGGGCUACUCGCCUGGACCUGGGCCACAACCCCAUCACCUAUGUGGCCGAGGAGGCCCUGGCCAUGACCUCUCUGAAGCACCUCUUCCUAGACCAUGCCGCCCUCCAGGAUGUGGCGCCCAAUGCCUUC